Molecule: messenger RNA, 2724 nt
Organism: Lemur catta (Ring-tailed lemur)
Lineage: Eukaryota; Metazoa; Chordata; Mammalia; Primates; Lemuridae
Gene: MCPH1
Product: microcephalin 1
Exons: 14
Coding region: 57-2600 (847 amino acids)
Biological process (GO): mitotic cell cycle; cerebral cortex development
Source: RefSeq, a predicted model, not a curated record
UCCGUCAAGCUCCCGGCUGCGCGCGUUCCCGCCGGGUCCCGACCCCGCCGCCCGUUAUGGCGGCCCCCGGACCCUGUGGGGACUCUGUCCUGAAAGAUGUAGUAGCCUAUGUUGAAGUGUGGUCAUCCAAUGGAACAGAAAAUUAUUCAAAGACAUUUACAAACCAACUUGUGGAUAUGGGGGCAAAGGUUUCAAAAACUUUUAACAAACAAGUAACUCAUGUUGUAUUCAAAGACGGAUACCAGAGCACUUGGGACAAAGCUCAGCAGAGAGGGGUGAAGCUUGUUUCAGUGCUCUGGGUUGAAAAAUGCAGGACGGCUGGAGUACGUAUUGAUGAAUCAUUAUUCCCUGCAGCUAAUUCUCAUGAACACUUACCAAGUCUAAUUAAAAAAAAACGUAAGUGUAUGCAGCCCAAAGAUUUUAUUUUUAAGACACCAGAAAAUGAUAAAAGAUUUCAGAAGAAAUUUGAGAAAAUGGCUGAAGAGCUACAAAGGCAAAAAACAACUCUAGAUUAUGAUGUACCUAUUCUCUUAUUUGAAUCUGAUGGUUCAUUGACAUAUAGUCCCACAAGCACAAUGAGAAGUAGUUACCACAGUGCAAUGGAGAAGAGAUUACAAGAGAUGAAGGAGAAAAGGGAAAAUCUUUCCCCUACCUUUUCCCAAAUGAUCGAACAGUCUCAUGAUAAUCCAGGUAACUCUCCAUGUGAAGAAGCAUCUUCGAACAUUUCACAUGAUACUUUGUGUUCAGAUGAAUCCUUUGCUGGUGAUUUACAUUCAUCUUUUGAUGACCUUUGUGGGAACUCAGGAUGUGGAAAUCAAGAAAGGAAAUUAGGAGGAUCCAUUAAUGAAAUUAAAAAUGACAUGUGUAUUUCUUCACCUGUAUUGAAAGCACACAGUAUUCAUUCGUCAGCAUCUUCCAGUUACCUCAACCAGUUAAGUCCUCAGAAAUUCAUGAGUAAUCUUUCAAAGAAAGAAAGAAAUUGGCAAAGAGAUACUACAGGUGAAAUUGUCACCCCUGACAAAAAGCAGGCUGAAAGUAUAUCUAAGGAGCUGUUUGAUGAGAAAUACAGUUUGUCUCCUACAUUAUCUUCACAGAAAGGCUGCCUUUUGGUGCAUUCAGUACGCAAGGGUUCCUCAGUGAAGAGAAAAAGGACAGCAGAGUACUUACAUUCAUCUCCAAAAGAAAACCUAAAAAAGAGGUCCAGCCGGAGAUCUAUCAUGCCAAGGCUGCAGCUGUUUAAGUCAGAAAACAACCUGCAGUGCAUGCCCAGAUCUGCUGCUGAGACUCUGGAUUAUGGAGAGUCCUCAUAUGAUGAUUAUUUUUCACCUGAUAAUCUUAAGGAAAGGAAUUCAGAGAAUCCUCCUCAGUCUCAGCCACCAUCAAGCCCUGCUCAUUUCAGCUGCAGAAGUCUUUCUAAGAGGGAGAGAACAAGCAUAUUAGAAAUGUCUGAUUUUUCCUGUCUUGGUAAAAAACUUAGAUCAGUCAACAUUUCUGAUUUAAUAGUAAAACCCAGCUCCAGUCUGCAGAAAACUGGAAAUGGUAAAGUCAGCACAACUUUGAGUUGCAUGAUGUCUGAGGGAACUUCUGCCACUGUAGAAACUCCAGGGUGUUGUAAACAGGCUGGGCCUCUGCAGGGAGAGGACACAUGUCCAUAUGGAAACAGCUUUUCCUGCACCUUUGAUGACCCUGCUCAUCCAGAAGGACCUCAUGGAGAUUUAAUUCCUUUGAAAGGAGGCAGUAAAGAAAUGAAAGAAGUGGUUGGUAUAAAAAGCACACAGAUAGAAGGUACCACUUCCAAAACGCUGAACUCCUCUGAAGGUGAAGCACAAAGUGAUAAUAGGCUAAAUUUUGCAGAUGAUUAUAAUGUGGAAAAAUCUACAGAAGAAAAGGAAAACUUAUCCAGAGGAUAUACUGAAAAUGUUAACAGUGGACCAGCAGGGCAUGAUGUUUUACAUGGCUCAUGUGAAGGCUUGAAGGGCCUCAUCAGACCUCAUGAGGAAUCAAAGAAAAAUGGGAAAGGCAAAAAGCCAACAAGAACAUUAGUCAUGACAAGCAUGCCAUCUGAAAAGCAGAAUGUCGUCAUCCAGGUUCUGAAUAAAUUUCAAGGCUUUUCACUUGCACGGGAAGUCUGUGAGACGACCACUCACGUGCUCUGUGGUGAGCCCAUCCGCACCCUGAACGUGCUGCUCGGAAUCGCGCGCGGCUGCUGGGUUCUCUCUUAUGAAUGGGUACUAUGGUCUUUGGAAUCAGGUCACUGGAUUUCUGAGGAGCCAUUUGAACUUUCUACCUACUUCCCUGCAGCUGCUGUGUGCCGACGUGAGCGCCAUUUGUGUGAAGGACAGUACUGGGGAACCCUCUUUGCCGACCAGCCAGCGCUGUUCAUCUCGCCAGCCAGCAGCCCACCCAGGGCCAAGCUGCGUGAGCUGGUGCACCUGUGUGGAGGCCGGAUCAGCAGAGACCCCCGCCAGGCCAGCAUCUCCAUCGGGCCCUACAGCAGAAAGAAAAAAGCGACAAUCAAGUAUCUGUCGGAAAAAUGGAUUUUAGAUUCCAUCACUCAGCACAAGGUCUGCUCCCCUGAAGACUACCUAUUGCUGCAAUGAUGGAGACCUCAUCGGCCCGUGGCAACUGCAGGCAGCUCGCCAAGCUGUCUUUGGACGUUCAGAUGAAAAACAGCACUGUGAAGGGAAGGAGCUGACUUAUUAAAAAUGACUUUAGAUAUCAUCA